Molecule: messenger RNA, 1368 nt
Organism: Corylus avellana
Lineage: Eukaryota; Viridiplantae; Streptophyta; Magnoliopsida; Fagales; Betulaceae
Product: UDP-glycosyltransferase 74F2-like
Molecular function (GO): quercetin 7-O-glucosyltransferase activity; quercetin 3-O-glucosyltransferase activity
Source: RefSeq, a predicted model, not a curated record
AUGGAGAAGCAAAAGAAUGGCUACAAAGCUCAUUGUUUGGUGUUGUCCUAUCCAACCCAAGGCCACAUUAACCCCAUGCUCCAAUUCUCCAAGCGUUUGGAUAACAAAGGAGUAAGAGUUACACUCGUCACCACCUUCUCCAUCUCCAAGACCAUCCACAAAGAAGCCACCUCCAUUGCUCUCGACACCAUCUCCGACGGCUACGACGACGGCGGCAUAGAGCAAGCGGAGAGCAUCCAGGCCUAUUUGGACAGCUUUUGGCGAGUCGGGUCACAAACUCUGACUCAGCUCCUCGAGAAAUUCUCUAGCUCAGGCUCCCCUGUUGAUUGUAUUGUCUAUGAUGCUUUCUUGCCUUGGGCUCUCGACGUAGCCAAAAAGUUUGGCUUAAUCGGGGCUGUGUUUUUCACUAUGUCUUGUGCUGUUGAUAAUAUAUUGUACCAAGUCCAUAAAGGAGCUCUUAAACUCCCUCUUUCGGAGUCGGAGAUUCUUCUUCCCGGGUUGCCGCCGCUUGAACGUGAAGAUAUGCCGUCCUUCAUUUCGGAUUUCGGAUCUUACCCGGCUUUCUUUGACAUGGUUGUCCAACAAUUCUCCAACAUUGACAAAGCUGAUUGGGUCCUUUGCAACACGUUUUAUGAGCUAGAGCAAGAGGUGGUGGAUUGGAUGGCAAAGAUAUGGCCGUUGAGGACAAUAGGACCAACUAUACCAUCUAUGUUCUUAGAUGGGCGAAUUAAAGAUGACAAAGUCUAUGGCUUCAGCAUCUUCAACCCAAGCACCGAUGCUUGCAUGAAAUGGCUAGAUGAUCGUCCAAAAGGGUCGGUUGUUUAUGUUUCCUUUGGGAGUAUGGCAGUUCUUGAAGUUGAGCAAAUGGAAGAACUAGCUUGGGGAUUGAGAAUGAGCAACAACUACUUCUUGUGGGUGGUCAGGGCAUCAGAAGAGGUGAAGCUCCCCAAAAACUUCAUGGAGGAGACGGCUGAGAAGGGAUUGGUAGUUCAUUGGUGUCCUCAGCUGGAGGUCUUAACUCACAAGACAGUGGGAUGCUUUGUAACACAUUGUGGGUGGAACUCUACUUUAGAGGCCCUCAGCUUCGGUGUUCCAAUGGUUGCAGUGCCACAAUGGACAGACCAAAGUACGAAUGCGAAGUAUAUUAUGGAUGUUUGGAAGAUGGGACUAAAAGCUCCAGCGGAUGAGAAAGGGUUCGUCCGGCGAGAAGCAGUAGAAUAUUGUCUCAAGGAAAUAAUGGAGGGAGAGAGAGGGAAAGAGAUAAAGAAAAAUGCUUUGAAAUGGAAGAAAUUGGCCGUAGAGGCUGUUGAAGAGGGUGGAAGUUCUGAUAUAAACAUUGAAGAAUUUGUAGCAAAGUUGGUUAGCUAG